Messenger RNA from Cooperia oncophora, 810 nucleotides. The record is from the annotation of a GenBank genome assembly. Lineage: Eukaryota; Metazoa; Nematoda; Chromadorea; Rhabditida; Trichostrongylidae.
AUGAGGGAGCUCGAUGAGGAACUGGGCGAUGUGAAAAUGAAAAUAAUAGAUAAAGAAACUACCAUUACCAUCAGGAUGUCAUCGUUGAUAUUGUCGCGUUCGGCGAUGCUUCUUGGAGUUGAACGUGUUGCUUCUUCGCUGGAUGCGGCAAUUUCUCUUGCACUGACAGCAAGGCAGCUAGGUUCUGGUGGUGAUUCUACAAGAAUCAAAGUCUUCACAGGACCGAAUGCAUGCGGCAAGAGUAUUUACCUGAAACAGGAAGUUGGCCUCUCGUUGCUAGCGUCGACUAUAUCUUACUGGGCUGCGAAGGGACAAACCGGCUGCCCUCAUGUUUUCGUUUCAUCCCACUUUCAUGCUCUGCCAAACUUUGUAACUGAUGAACAGGAUGUCGUCUCUUACCAUACAAUGGAAGUGCGUUGUCGAGGAGCAGAACUUGAUUUUCAAUAUCGACUUGUUGACGGUGUGGUGGAUUCAUCAUACGCAGCAUACAUAGCCUGCAAAAUGGGAAUACCAUAUGAUGUUGGAGACCGUGCAAAGCAGGUUUAUGAACACGUAAGGAAAGGUCAUGGUAUUGGCGACCUCAUUAUUGAUUCGGAAGAAGAGCAGAAGAAUAGGUGGUUAGCGAAGCGAAUGUUGGAAGUAUUGCCUCAGUUCGAGAAAUGGGACAUUGACAACGACUUGAGCGGUCUCCUAGAUCUUCUCCAGGAGACGCUCUUUAAAGCAAACGAGAUAAGCACAAGAAAACGCGGACUACGAGAAGGUUCAGUCGACUUCAGAUGGCCAUACGGAGGUGUCUUCCCCCGGGCAUGA